AAUUCGAACGAGACCUUGUGCCGAAACUUCGGGGGAGCUAGCUAGUGCAUCUGGCUGGAAACUUUGCUUGGCUCGUACACCGUUUCUGCCAAUGGUAACUCAGUUUCUGUAGUCGGGAGUACAUCACGAUUUUUAUUUUUAUAAGAGAUAAGGCAAGUGCUGUGAACCGAGGACAGGUCAAGCUUAGUCCAGUUUCUGCCGUUAAAUGUCAAGUUGAGAAAACCAAAAUAAACGGUAAGAAAAAUGUGGUCAAUUGCAGUACUUGUGCUCGUUGCCGCCAGUUUGGCAGAUGCUUUCUAUGUUCCUGGUGUUGCCCCCGUCGAGUUCACCAAAGGACAAGCCGUAGCAAUCAAGGGAGUAAAGCUGACAAGUACAAAGACACAGCUACCCUACGAAUACUACUCUGUGAAACUGUGCCCUCCAGUCGCUGGCAAUAUUGUACAUGAAUCAGAGAAUCUUGGAGAAGUGUUGAGAGGGGAUAGGAUCGUCAAUACAAACUAUAUGGUCAAGAUGAAGACUGACCACAGUUGUUUGGUUCUUUGCGAGGUAGAGUUUGACAAAAAAGAAUUGAAGACUCUCGUCGACAGGAUCAAAGAAGAUUACAGCGUGCAUUUGAUUUCAGACAACCUACCAGCUGCUACUAAAAUUCAAAUUGAUAAUGAAGAUGAGUUCCAGUAUGCUCAUGGCUACAAGCUGGGUUUUGUCGCUAACAAGAAGAUUUACUUGAACAAUCACCUCGAAUUGGACAUGAAAUCACAUAAACUGACCCCUGAAGGGGAAGAGUAUCGUAUCGUAGGCUUUGAGGUGCGUGCUCGUAGCUUGAAGCAUGAAACGGGUAAGAAGUCAGAAGAUGAGUGUGUCGCACCACCUCCGGAACAAGACCCUCCCGCAGAAGCUAUGGAAAUAACAGAAGGAGGCGACAAACAGACCGUAGUGUUUUCAUACGGCGUUCACUGGGAGGACAGUGACAUCGUCUGGGCUUCACGAUGGGACACCUAUCUGGCCAUGAGCGAUGUCCAGAUCCACUGGUUCUCAAUCAUCAAUUCACUCGUGGUUAUCUUCUUUUUAGCUGGUAUUCUGACCAUGAUCAUGAUCAGGACACUCAGAAGAGAUAUUGCAAGAUACACUGAUGAUGAUGGGGAGGACACGACUGAGGAAACAGGUUGGAAACUGGUUCAUGGUGAUGUCUUCAGACCCCCUAGAUACAAGCAGCUCUUAGCAGCUCUGGUAGGCGCUGGGGUGCAGAUCCUCAGCAUGGCUCUCAUAACAAUAGUGAUUGCUAUGUUUGGUAUGCUGUCUCCUAGCAGUCGAGGAGCUUUGCUGAAUGCUGCCCUCUUCGGCUUUGUCUUCUUUGGUGUGUUUGCUGGUUACUUCUCUGGAAGACUUUACAAGACAAUGAAAGGCACAAGAUGGACCACAGCUGGCUUCAUGACUGCGACCAUUUAUCCAGCUAUCAUGUUCGGGACAGCAUUCUUCCUGAAUUUUUUCAUCAUGGGGAAGCAUUCGUCCGGAGCUGUACCUUUCACGACGCUACUAGCCCUGCUGUGUAUGUGGUUCGGUAUCUCACUACCCCUCGUCUUCGUAGGCUAUUACUUUGGCUACAGGAAACAGCCGUAUGACCAUCCUGUAAGAACCAACCAGAUUCCAAGGCAAGUUCCUGAGCAGGUCUGGUACAUGAAUCCAUUCCUCAGCACAUUGAUGGCAGGAAUCCUACCAUUCGGUGCAGUUUUCAUUGAACUCUUCUUUAUUCUAACUGCAAUCUGGGAAAACCAGUUCUACUAUCUGUUUGGGUUCCUGUUCUUGGUAUUUCUCAUUCUUAUCGUAUCGUGUGGACAGAUCGCCAUCGUCAUGGUCUAUUUCCAGUUAUGUGGGGAGGACUACCACUGGUGGUGGAGAUCGUUCAUUGUGUCUGGUGGAUCAGCGUUCUAUGUCUUUUUAUAUUCUGUCUUCUACUUCAUUACAAAGCUUGAAAUCACCCAGUUUGUACCCGCCCUCCUGUACUUCGGUUACACUUUCAUGAUGGUACUAACAUUCUGGAUCCUGACCGGAACGAUAGGAUUCUACGCAGCUUAUUAUUUUGUAUCCAAGAUAUACAGUGCAGUUAAGAUAGACUGAGCCCCUCUCCCCUCCCCUCCGAGUCCCUCACCCCACCCCUCAACCUUCCCUACCCAUGUCAAAUGGCAUGUGGUUGUAUAUAGUUAUUAAGUAAGUACAUAUAGAAGUAAAUAAGCGAUUGCGCAGAGCUGAUACCAUGUUAUCACAACUAGUAUGACUAUGAUAGCAGUUCAAGUGCUCAAUUUGUCAGCUCACUGGAAUAUUGUCACUCUUUGGCCUGCCUAAGACACCGUUCUCACUACCGUCCUAAAACAAGUAUAGUGGAAACAAGUUUAAAGCGAAAUAAGAACGGUCAAAGCGGUCUUGGAAACGUUAUUCCAAACCAGUUCGGGAAAACCACCUCGUGAAUGAGUUUUCAAGAUUGCUUUGCCUCGUUGAACUGGUUUUAGCGUUAGUGAGGAUACAACCGUUCUUCGAGAAGCGACAAUCUUUGCACAUUUUUAGUGCGCUACUCCACACACUGUGCAGAAUGUCUAGGCUGCGGUUUCAUAUUUCGCACGGGACAUGUCACCCCACCGAAAGGAUUCCCAUGGAAACAAGACCACUUUACGUGAAGUGGUUUUGAAAACCACUUUCGGCUGAACAAAUGGGAACGCUAGCAAUGUGAUCUUCCAAACUGGUUUCCUGAACCGAUUUCUAGUAAGCUAGUUUUAGAAAGUAUAAUGAGAACGGUGUCUAAUACUAUUUUUUUAACAAAUUGUAUUUUGCAUUAAUCCAUUGGAGACUGAAUCCAUAGGCCUAUAUUUGUGGGCUGGAGUCUCUGGGAAGCAUGUGUUAUAUAGCAAAAUUGUCUCCAAUGGCAUAAAUGUGAAAGUUAAGUAAAAUUAUCCUAUUUUAAGUUCAGAUUAACACUUUGAAUCCUAUGAUUAAAAUCCUGAUUUGCUGCAAGUCUUGGGGUUGGAGUAAAGGCCAAAUCAGAUUCAAAUCGUAGCCAAAGGAAAAAUAGCCAAGGCAUUGUGAAUUACAAUUAGGAGUUGAAUUCGCUUUUAUAAUGGCUGGGAGGCACUCUCUAUCUGGUGUCAUUUCAGUUUUUGUAGUCAAAUCAAAUUUGGUAACCUUAGUCAUUAAGAUUGUACAGGUCGAAAUGCUCAUAUCAAAUGCUAUUUCAAAUUUUUCCAAAAAUGGAUCACGAACAGAUCUAUUAGUGUGCGCUGGGCUUUGAGUAUAAUGUCUACCAUAUUGUUUUUUUUUUAAUUGAGAUUUUCAAAUAGCGUAAGGAUGGUGUUGAAGCAAGAUGAGAAAUUGUAUUUAUCCCCCCCCUCAUAUAUGUGUAUUACAAGUCAUUGACCUAAUAAUACUAUCAUUCUAUAUUCUAGAUCAGUAGAGUGUAUAUGUUCUCAGGCGGUAGGUACGAUAUGGUAUUGUGUUACAACGAAACCACUAACCCAGCAUAGUUGCAUUGUAAUAGGUCGUAAAACAUGUCGCUUGACCAUUCAAGUUUUAAUCCUUUAUUUGUUUUCAAUGACUCUUGCAAAGAAGGCAACAUCUUGUAGUUAUAUUUAUUAUCAUAUACAAUAAGAAGAGAUAUUUUAUUCAAACUUUACAAAUCCAUGAUCUCCGUAUUUACGCAAUGUGAAAAGGAACUUUAGUGCAUCGUGAUCAAGAGUUGAAGACAAAGUGUCAAUAUUUGAGUGAGCUGACAUUACAUCUAUUUAUGUAUAAGUCUUAAAGAUAUUUCCUUGGUUUUUUUUUAGUAUUAUUAUGUUUGGAGACUUUGAUGUAUAUUUGUCUUACCUGUCUUCUUACCUUUAUGAUUUAGUAUAUAUGUAUCUGUCAUGCAAAUGGACCCAAUCUGUUUUUUCAAUGGAUUUUGGUAAGAUCAGACAUCUUCAAAGGCUUAACAUUUUGGUCAAUCCAUUAAGUAUGUGAUUGAAACUUAUUAACAGUGUCUACAUU
Lytechinus variegatus (green sea urchin) is the source of this 4011-nucleotide messenger RNA. Its product is annotated as transmembrane 9 superfamily member 4-like. The transcript has 18 exons. The coding region runs from base 244 to 2115 and encodes 623 amino acids. The record is from RefSeq and is a predicted model, not a curated record. NCBI's taxonomy places the organism in Eukaryota, Metazoa, Echinodermata, Echinoidea, Temnopleuroida, Toxopneustidae. Gene Ontology annotation, biological process: protein localization to membrane. Gene Ontology annotation, cellular component: membrane.